Adineta ricciae is the source of this 2325-nucleotide messenger RNA. The record is from the annotation of a GenBank genome assembly. Lineage: Eukaryota; Metazoa; Rotifera; Eurotatoria; Adinetida; Adinetidae.
AUGACGAACAAUAUCGAAGACCUUGUUGCUAAUCUUUCUUCAACAACGUUGGCAGAUACAGUUUCUAGUGAAAUAGCAACUAUUCUCCAAAACGUUGACACGAAAUCUUUACUCAAAUUCGUUUCCGAGAAUUUCAAUGCCUUACUCGUACUCGAACAAUCGAUAUGGCAAAUACUUAGUGAAGACUCUCGUCACUGUUUCGACCAAUCGAAAUGUUUCGAAGAAUUAUUUCACACUCUUCUUUCGUUCAAUAAAAAUCUCAUAUUCACAUCCGAUGAAACAAACUCCGAUAUGAAAGUUUCUCUACUCACUCCUCAAUCACAAGACAUUAUAACUGGUAUAUUAAAACAGCUUGAAAACUGCAAUGACGACAAUGAUCCGUAUUACGUGAUGAUCAGUCUCUGGUUGGAUAAUUUUUCAUAUUAUAUGCAUGAAGAAGCACAAUAUGUCAUGUCGUCUGUGGUGAACGAUUUAGAAUACUCAAUUGCCGAUAAAUUCAUCAUGGUAGAUCAAUACAAGGCCUAUUUAAAUCAAUUGCAGCAGACAAAUUUUAGUCACAAACAAUUAUUUUACUUGCAAACAUGUUCAUUUUCAAUCAGUUCGUACCUUUUCUGCAAGGGUCAGAAACUUCCUUUUACCAGCGAAGAAAUACUUCAUUAUCUUGCGAAAGAUUAUCUUCAAUUAAUUCAGCAAUCUAGUUUCAACGUUCAAUCGUGGAGUAAAGACUUUCUUUCGUGCAUAACACAAAUUAAUAAUCUUAUCAAUGCAUGCUGCUGGUGGAGUAGCGACAAAGAAAAAAGUAUUAAGAUACUUCUACCAUCGAAAGAUAUUUCUCAUAUGCACAUUCAGUCAUUGAUUCGGAUACUUCAAUAUAAGCCAUUUCACCAAGAAAUUCAAGUACAACGAUCAAAUACCGAAACGAUUCUAAUCGGUACAAUAAUGAAUCUCUUGAUUGUUAUAUCAGACAUCCAUAGUUUAGUUUGUUUCAUACGUACGGAGACGAAAUUAAUCGAAAUACUUUUACCCUUAGCAGAAACAUCGAAGUACAACCGAAUCAGUUUAUUCGCAUAUGUAAUAUUAGGUGAAGUUCUGUCUGAUGAACAUUUAAAAGAAUUGAAAAUUACGACUAACAUUUGUGAUUACUUUUUCUAUAUGCUCGAACAUGCUUGGAAUCAUCCAGCACAUCAUUUUCAACGUACAUCUGUACCACAAUUACUUCGAGGAUUUCUAAAUUUGGCUAAGAAUGAUAUUAUACAACAAAAAACUGCGGAUACCAAUCGAAUUCCACUUCUAAUUAACAUGUGUGAUCAAUAUUCAAUAGUAUAUGAUAUUCUCUGGGCAUUAUCCUUCAAUCACGAUAUUCAACAUCAAUUACGUUCCAAUCGUAAACUAAUGAUGAAAUUAACUCAUCUGAAACAAGAACUUAACAAUGCUGCAAUGCGUAAAAUAACUCAUGGAAUACUGUGGAAUUUAGAAUCAAUACAUGAAGAUCGAGCUCCAUCGGAAAACGAGGAUGGAACAACGUUCGAUAUCAUGAUCAGUUAUUCACACAAAGACAAGCUUUUAUGCAAACAAAUUUAUGAUGAACUCAUCAAUACUGGUUAUCGCGUUUGGAUUGAUUUCGAUCAGUUACGCGGAAACGUCAUGGAUGCCAUGACACAAGCAAUUGAACGAUCGAAUAUGAUCGUCAUUUGUAUGAGUGAAGAGUAUCGUCGCAGUAAUUAUUGUCGAGCAGAAGCUCACUAUGCAUUUCAACGACAAUUGAAAAUGGUUCCGAUUCUUCUCGAAAAACACUAUCGACCAGACGGCUGGCUUUUAUUUCUUGUCGGUCAACUAUUGUACGUUGACUUUACGAAGUAUGAGUUCGCACGAGCAAUGGAAAUGUUAUUCAAAGAACUCGAAGCACCCAUUCAGCAAGACCACAAAGUUACAUUGACAUUGACUGAAACAACGGAUCCAGCAGUUGUUAUCAACAAUGAUGAAACAACGUUGUUGGAAUCAUCAUCUCUACCGGAUGAUAUUUCCGAAUGGAGACAAACCGAUGUUCAAAAUUGGUUAAUAGGACUAAAUCUCAUGCAAACAUCUCGUCUGCUGUGUGACUACAACGGUUCGAAUUUAAUGAAUUUGAAUAGAUAUUUAUCAACUAGUGAACCACAGGUGAUUCUAAAAUUUCUUCAGGAUGAUGCGAUCGAAAAAACCAAUCAGAAUCUAUCGUUGAUCGAAUUUGCCCGUUUUCAAGAUCUUCUCGGUCAGCAGAUUUCCUAUUCGAAGAAAUUCAAUCGUCGACAAAAGCCAUCUCGUUUUCUAUGUUGUACUAUUUUGUAA